AUGGACCCACUCGAUUUCUCUGCCGAUCAGGACCGCCCCCUUAUCGAAUAUCAAUCGGUAUCUUCAGAAUGUUCCCACGACAUUGUCGAACGACCCGAACGUUUACACGAAUGGUUGAAGUCGCAUGAAAUUGAACAGCUGCAUGAACGUUUCGUGACAAAACGAAAACUUAGCUAUGCCGAGCUGCGUGAAGAGUUGGAAUAUCUCAACAUAACUUUUAAUGACCUCGAAUAUCAGCGGUUAUUUUUGAAAAUAAAUCAAAAUCGUGAUUUCAAAUGCGAUUGGAAUGAAUUUGUAUCGUAUUUGAUAUUUGGUUUCCAGGACGAUGAUCCAUCGGGUCAAAAGGAAGCGUUGACAUUGCCCAUAUCAUCCCAGCCCAUGGUUAGGAAAUCGGAACAUAAAUCUGCGGUAUGUUGUAUCAGUUUGAUGAAGAUUUAUGAUGAUGAUGAGGAUUUCGAUGAAGAAGCCGAAGAAAUGAAACGUAAAUUGGCAAGUUUGUCUGUGAAUGAUACCCCAGAAAAUACCGGUGUUUGGAUAACGGGUAGCAAGGAGGGUCAAAUAAGAUUUUGGUCGCCCAAUUUGGAACCUUUGCGCAGUGGCAUGUCGGAAAGUAUCCACUUGAAAAUGUCCACCUGGAUAUUGGCCAUCCAGGCUUUGUCGGAUGUUAGCAUUGUCUGUACCUCUUCCACAGAACGGGAAUUGCGAUUUCAUGAAACAGUGGCCUCCACAUUUACCUUGCGGAUUGUAGUUCGCAGUAUGCCCUAUGCUGUUUGCUGUAUGUCCUACAGCUUCUUUCCGAAUGGCAGAACAAAUUCUCGCCUAGUUUUGGGCGACUAUGGUGGUAAUGUUCGCAUUUUGGAAUUUAAUCCACAUUUGAGAGGACCAUUCCAGUCGAAGCCUGGAGCGGCGUUGGUAGAAGUUUUCUGGUCGGAUAUAAUUAAGGGAAAACUUCCACAGUUCAUUGUCCACGAAUAUCCGAAUAUCCAUAGCGAACUUAUACAACAGACCUUCUAUUCGAUGCGUUUGAAUUCCCUAUUUUCGGCUGCCGAAUAUCGGAAUACGAAAAAAUAUCGGGGACGAUGUCCAGGGCUGAUAGUGGCCAAUGGGGACGAGAAGACUAUUUUUCGGAUACCUUUGGGUGUCACCACCUUCUUUGUGGAUGAGAAGAACAACAUUGUUGUAACCGGUGGCCCGGAUACCUUUGUACGAAUUUGGGAUGUCUAUAUACCCGGUGAACCUUCGGGAAUUUUGACGGGUCAUAAUGGUGGGAUCGUUAUGGUAUUUGUCCAACCUGAUGAAAAGAAGGUUUACAGUGUGGACUACCAAAAAAUCAUCAAAGUUUGGGAUCUAACGGAACAUGUCCUGCUGCAGACCUAUGGUGAUUUGGUACGCCUAAUACCUGGGGAAACAGAUUUGGCCUAUUACUAUCACCCCCAUAUGCGAGUUCUCCUGGUGGGCGGUCGCAAAUUGGUCGCCUUGAAAUGCAACCCUCGGGUGCGGGUGGAUCUGACAGAUGGCAAUACUCAUGCUGCUCCGGUCUCGGUGGUUUUAUAUAAUCGGCUGUUUCGAAAUGUUGUCACCUGCGGUUUGGAUAGUUAUAUCAUUGUUUGGGAUCCAUGGACCGGUCGUAGGAAAAUUAUUAUGAAAAAUUGUCAUACCAAGCAAAUGUACGGAGAGAAUAUUGAUAUCGAAAUUACAGCAGCCUGCUUUGAUCCACUGGAACAAUUUUUGCUGACCGGAGCUCGAGAUGGUUCGCUGAAAAUAUGGAAUUAUAAUAAUGCGGUGUGUAUUCGGAAUAUGAGUAUUCGAGCGGAACAUGAAGUCACUGCAGUGAUAUGGGUUGUGGAGAGAAUCCUAGCCGUUGGCUGGGAUAUGCAGGUAACGGAAUUCAAUGAUGCCGAGGGUCGUGAGUAUGGUGAUGCCAAAAAAUGGCCCAUGUUCCAUACGGAUGAUAUCACCUGUGCCGAUGUAAAACUGGGUGAAGGUGUCAUAACUGCCACCUAUUCGGGUGAAUUGAUAUUUUGGAAAUUGGAAACGGGUCAACCAUAUCGACGUUACAAUGUUGCCACACCGGAUAAAUUUAUUGAACUGAAAUAUCAUCGCCCGGAAGACGAUGAAGCAGAGGAUGAAGAUUCGGAAGAGCUGAGACGUGCUAGUGAGCGUAGAAGACAAUCAUAUCAUGUCAGUAUAUCGCGUUAUGAGGCCGAUGAAGGUGAGGCUAUCAGCUUGGAGGAGCAGCAUAGUGAGCGAAGUGAGUCGCUACCCAUGUCGGUGCAGGCGGUGUUAUUUUUACAAACCCGGCCCAUGAAUCGGGAACAUGGUAGUGUAUUUGUCUCUCUGGAAACGGGUGUAAUACAAAUCUAUUCUCAUCAUCAUCAUGGCGGCUAUUUGGAUCAAUUUAAUGCCAUUCAUAAGACGGGAGAUUGUGUCCUGGCCAUGGCUACAGAUCGCAAGAAUCGUUAUUUGUUUAACGGAACUGCAUUUGGUUAUAUCAAGAUAUGGUAUAUUGAGAAUUUUGGGAUACCCGAAAAGGAUAAAGUGAAAGUUAACAUGCCAUUGUUGCGGUUACAAUUUAUAUUUUUGCGAAAUGACAGAUUUCUAACGAGAUCCAAGCGAGCAGUACGCCAUCAGACGGAGCCGUUGCUGGUUAGCUCCUACAAGGGGCAUCUAAGGGCCAUCAAUUCAAUUGCCUAUAUAAAUCAAACGAAAAUAUUAAUAACGGGCAGUCACGAUUGCUCCUGCCGUCUGUGGUCACUGGGUGGCCGUUAUUUGGGUACUUUAGGGUCCCCAUUGCCUUGGAUGAAAUUAUCGCCCUUCGAAUCAGUUGAAGAGAAAUAUGAAAAGUUUCGCAUGCCACCCGAUAUACAAAAGGUGGCCAGUUCGACAACCAUGAAGGUCAUUACCGGUCAACAAUUGGACAACUUUCCCAUGGCAUAUCCCAAGGAAAAAUCAAAUCAAGCAGCUUCCUCCAAAGACCCUAAUGGUGAUGGUGGUGUGGAGGAUGAUCAAGAUAAUAUAUCUCGUUUAUAUGGCCAAUCGUUGCGUGCUCCCAUCUUGGGUAAACAUUUCCAGCUGCCAGGACGCAGUGCAGUGGAGCAACGUAUCGAUUUGGAUAUAACCGCUUCGUAUAUUCCUGUUUUUACCCAUCUCAAAAUUCAUGAAGCCAAUGAAUUGGUUAGACCCUCAACACCUCCAGCUAUACGACGAGUGGCUACGGAAAAUUAUAUGGAUUUUUAUGAACCAAAGAUGCCGAGGGAAGGGGAUUCAACACAGCGAGAUAGUUUAAAGGAGUCGGGAUUAUUGAAGCCCCGUAGGAGGUCGGUGGUCAAGCCUUCUGUGGCCUUUGGGCCAAAUGAAGAAAGGGGAGUUGAAUGA
This is a messenger RNA of Musca vetustissima, 3375 nucleotides long. RefSeq names its product WD repeat-containing protein on Y chromosome-like. The record is from RefSeq and is a predicted model, not a curated record. Lineage: Eukaryota; Metazoa; Arthropoda; Insecta; Diptera; Muscidae. Bases 1 to 3375 code for a protein of 1124 amino acids. The transcript has 12 exons. Gene Ontology annotation, molecular function: protein binding.